AUGGCUUCACUAUUAUCAAGAACGGUGCCUCGUGCUCUACGCACCUCAGUCUUCACAGCCCGCACAACAUCGAUAUUACAGAGUCGCCAGAAGCACGAUCUCCACAACCCACCCCAAGGUAACGCCCCGGUACCAGACCGCGGCCCUCCCUCUCCACCAAAAGAAGAGUCCACCUCCCUCAAAGACAACUACGCCGCAGCCUCCUACUUAGGAACAACCAAACGCCUCCCCGAAUUCAAUCUCAACGACAAAGUCGUCCUCGUAACGGGCGCUGCACGAGGCCUCGGCCUAGUGCAAGCCGAAGCCCUGCUCGAAGCCGGCGCGACCGUGUAUGCCUUAGACCGCCUUCCUGAACCAUCGCCGGAUUUCUGGCGAGUGCAGAAGAGGGCGGCGGAGGAAUUGGGCACGACAUUGCAUUAUCGACAGAUUGAUGUGAGGAAUGUGCCGCAGCUGAAUGAGGUCGUGCAGAGUAUCAGUCAGGUGCAUGGAAAGUUGGAUGGAUUGAUUGCGGCGGCGGGGAUUCAGCAGGAGACGGCUGCGUUGGAUUACAAGCAGGAGGAUGCUAAUAUGAUGUUUGAGGUUAACGUCACUGGUGUUAUGAUGACUGCGCAGGCGUGUGCGAGGGAGAUGAUCAAGCAUGGGAAUGGUGGGAGCAUUGCAUUUAUUGCUUCGAUGAGUGGGACUGUUGCUAAUAGGGGCCUCAUCUGCUCCGCAUACAACGCUUCCAAAGCCGCUUUGAUCCAGCUUGCCCGCAAUCUCGCUGCAGAGUGGGGAUCACACGGCAUUCGUGUCAAUACCAUCUCCCCUGGUUAUAUCGUAACGGCUAUGGUGGAGGCUCUGUUCGAGCAGUAUCCAGAGCGAAGGCGGGACUGGCCCACUCAGAAUAUGUUGGGCAAGCUCAGCAAGCCGGAGGAGUACAGAGGUGCAGGAGUGUUCCUGAUCAGCGACGCCAGUUCGUUCAUGACUGGUGCAGACCUCAGGAUAGAUGGUGGUCAUGCGGCUUGGUAG
Messenger RNA from Recurvomyces mirabilis, 1008 nucleotides. RefSeq lists its product as uncharacterized. The record is from RefSeq and is a predicted model, not a curated record. The coding region runs from base 1 to 1008 and encodes 335 amino acids. NCBI's taxonomy places the organism in Eukaryota, Fungi, Ascomycota, Dothideomycetes, Mycosphaerellales, Teratosphaeriaceae. Gene Ontology annotation, molecular function: oxidoreductase activity, acting on NAD(P)H, oxygen as acceptor. Gene Ontology annotation, cellular component: intracellular anatomical structure. The transcript has 3 exons.